AUGCUGCUGCUGUACUUGCUGCCACUGCUCCUGCUGCUGCUUGCUCUGUUCAGCAACUCCGCCGAAGGACAGCGAGACCCAGAGGUGUUCUGUGGAGCUUGCAAGGCCCUUGCUGAUGAGCUGGUCUAUGACAUCAAGAAAAUAGGUCCAAAGAGAACUGUGAAUUCGGGGACAUUUCGACUCAACCCUGAUGGCACGCGGGGGAAGAAAAAGGUUCCUUUUGCAAAGUCAGAGACCUUCUUAACGGACAUUUUGGAAAACAUAUGUGAUCGGAUGAAUGAUUAUCAACUUCAAGAUGACCCUGUAACUAAGAAAAAGAUAUUCAAGAGAUAUGCUCCUAGAAAGGAUGAGGAAAUCUAUGCAGAAUAUAAAAAAUACUUUUUUUAUUCUGACGCUUAUAAGCCCCUGAAAUAUGCGUGUGAAACUAUCAUAGAGCAGUAUGAAGAUGAAAUAUUCUCACUUAUCGCCCAGGAGGCAGACUCUCUGGCUGACAAGCUGUGCAUUGAAAAAUCAGGUCUUUGUCAAAACCCUGAGGUACACAGUGAGCUCUAGAAAAACAGCGGCCUGCAAUUAGAUGAAGAAUGUCAACUAAAAUAUCCCUGCAAUUUCUGCCUUCCAUUAACCCUUAUCCAUGCUUGUUUUUUUUAAAAGCCAUCUCUUUGAGACUGAUACAUUAAAAUUGCCAUCUGCACCAUUUGUUGAGGACACUGGACUGGAACUUUCUUAACUAGAAUGGUCAGUGGUAAAAAAUGUUUCCCAGGACUGUUAUGUGAGUCAUAUUCAUUUCUAAGAACCCCAGUGCCUGAUUGUAAGAGAAUUUGUUAGCUCAGUGGUAGAAAGUUGGCUGUUUUAUUACAGUGAGGAUGUGUGAUUUAUUCUGUUGUUUUAGCCAAUGAGUGGUUUCUAAAGGCCUUGUGAAUAUAUGAGGACCAGCCUCAAAAUAAUUAUAAUAAAAAGGUUCAAGGCUCAUCUCAGGCAGCUACUGAUGCUGGUGUUGUCACACUGAAGUCAACGGAACUCUACUAGUUUAAUAAAUGCCAACUGGUUCCUGUUGCUAAAAUCCAGCUCUUUGGCGGAAGGUGGCAGUUUUCUAAAGAUGUAGCCCAUCUUUUAAAAGGGAUUAUGAAUUAAAGAAACCCAUUUUGUUUAGGAGAAAACCAUUGCCAGAGCAUUUUGUGUGUUCUGGAUGUUGGAAGAGAUCGCUGAACAAAAAGCCAAUCAAAUAGCAGAAUUCAGCCAGCCCAUAUGGCAGAUGCUUCUGUUCCUUGCAAUCAAAACAAAGAAAAGGGUGGGAUUUAAGGUGGUUACCAUAAGUUGCAAUCAAAUUGUAAGGAGGCUGCUUCGAUGGGGAAAUGUCAGUGUGCCCCUGAUGCUUCUUGCACCAGUAAACCGUGUCUAAUAAUUUCCUUUGAUCGGAAGGUGUUUUAUUACUAACUCACGUAAUGUAUUUAUCUGUAAUUAUAAUUUAUCUAUAAACUAAUAAUAAUAAUAACAAUCCUCUCGUUCAAUAAUUGUUAUCUAUAGCAACUCUCCAACUUUUCUCACUUUGGGGUAAAUUCUUAUUGAUAAUUAAGCCUGUUCUACUUAUGAAUUAAAUGACAUCUUGAACCGUCAGUUUUAAA
This is a messenger RNA of Rhineura floridana, 1622 nucleotides long. It is a transcript of the gene CNPY1, whose product is annotated as canopy FGF signaling regulator 1. The transcript has 5 exons. The record is from RefSeq and is a predicted model, not a curated record. Bases 1 to 552 code for a protein of 183 amino acids. NCBI's taxonomy places the organism in Eukaryota, Metazoa, Chordata, Lepidosauria, Squamata, Rhineuridae. Gene Ontology annotation, cellular component: endoplasmic reticulum.